AUGUCGAUCAUCAUAGACUCCCUUUCUUUGGGAGCAGCGACCAGCACGUACAGACCGCAGCCCAUCUGUGAUCUGGCUUACAACCCAGAGGAGAUCAAGGCCCGGCUGUCAGGAGUUCCAGUAUACACAGUGGCAAACAAGCAGAAUGAGUUCGUACUUGUGGCUGGCGAGAGCGGUGGUGAGGUCAGACAGCUUGGGCUGAUCUUCUUCUCAGAGGCUGAUGCACAUGCACUGGUGCAGAAGGUCAUGGAGCAGAACCCCAAGCUUGCCAAGCAGUCGCGCGUCCUGAAGGUCUCCAUGGAUGCAAUCUAUGACUUUGCCAUCACGAAAGAGAAGGACAAGAGGGCUGCAGGGGUCACCUUCCGAUUCAUGCCAGACGCCAAAGAGGUCCAGAGCGCGCUGGAGAUGUACAAGGAGGCCGGAGUCCCAUCCACAAGCUUCACAGGCGUGCCAGUCUUCCAGGCGCAGGGGCUGACAGUGAAAACGGAGAAGUCGCGCUACACGCCACUGUUUCUGGCCAAGGAGGACUUGGACGUGGCUGUGGGCGCUGCCUUCUCCCAAAGGGAGUCCGCGCGCGAAGCUGCCACCCGCAACAAAGCUGCAGCUGCCGAGGAUGAGGUGGAAUCCGCCAGGACAGCUCUUGAGGCAGCCCCAAAGGGAAAGGAUCGGAAAGCGGCACAGGCAGAGCUGGACAAAGCGGAGGCGAGGCUGUCCAAGUACAAGGGUCGGCUGUCUGCCAUGCACUCAUCAGAGACAGCUCCCAAGGUGGAGGUGGGCUGCCUUGAGGAGGUGAUCAGCAGAAUGGAAGCAGAUGCUGAUGGAGAGUGGGGCUCUGUCAUGUUCAUUCCUGCAGGCGCAUUGGCAUCCCAGCAGCAAUGA
This is a messenger RNA of Coccomyxa subellipsoidea C-169, 879 nucleotides long. RefSeq lists its product as hypothetical. Gene Ontology annotation, biological process: protein transport. Bases 1 to 879 code for a protein of 292 amino acids. The transcript is spliced from 7 exons. The record is from RefSeq and is a predicted model, not a curated record. Lineage: Eukaryota; Viridiplantae; Chlorophyta; Trebouxiophyceae; Coccomyxaceae.